UUCUAGUUUCACAGGCGAAGUUAUUCUUGUAGAUCGGGUUAAUUUUAGCCGCCGUUCGUUCUCUUUGUAGUUUUAGAUUGACCACUUUUUAUAUGUAAUAUCUUCUGUGUCUCUCACUGCUUCUCGUCGUUAGCCUCAACGUUGAAGAAAUCUGUCAGAACUUUCCUGGAAUCCGUUUUAAUUCAGAAAAGUUGGCCUUUUUGGGGGGGCGGUAAAAGGGGAAUUUUAAUUCGGUUUGAGGCGUGGGUGGUUAGCCACGGGAUUUUUCUCUUUUGGUGGCUGGAGGAGGAGGAGGAGGAGGAGGGGUUGCCAAGCUAGCGAGCGACGUUACGCAGACCGGCUAAACUAGUUCUGGUAGCGAGGAAACUCGGUAAAGUUCUUUGAAACUCCGUCCGUGGCUCGGAAGGGUUGUGUCAGACCGACAUGGGGCAACGAGGUAGUUGAGGUUUGACGUGGAGAGAAAGAAAAAGGCGUGAUAGCCGCCAGUAGUAGCUGGAGAACCGUGCUAGCCUGUGUCUCGGAGUUAGCGAGCCUCAGUGUUUGGGGAGUAAAACAAAACGUCUUUUUGAUCCUCUUUUUCUCUCAAAUCUGCCCCGUAACGAGAGAAAAAUGAUCAUUCUCACGUCCCCGUAUCCGUCAAACGUUGGCUGCUGACCCGGUUCGUUGGUUCCUGUCGGUAAAGUAGCGGAAAUUCCUCUUUGUUGAGGCGGAAUGACCAGAAGUGUGAAGCUCGACAAGCUGCUGCUGCUGUGAGAGGAAGCGACAGGAGAGAAGCAGGGACCGAAGAAACGGAGGAAAUCCCCCGAAAGGAAAUGCCAAUCGCAGCCGCCGGUCAGCCGACGACCCAGGAGCCCAGAGUUUGCCCCCUGCUGCUGCCCUCCGCCCCGGAGCCGGUCCCCAAAGGCACCGAUCUGUUCGACGACGCGGGGGCGCCGCAGCGCACAGAGUACGGGGGCUCGGAGGGGGGCAGAGGACUCGGGGGCUACAGUUUCAGCCAGAGCCUGGCGGGGGGCUUCCUCCAGCCCCGACCGACUAGCAGCGGCUCCCCGCCGCAGUCCCCGGCCGCGUCCUCCUCGCUGCUCUUCCACCCGCUCCACCAUCAGAUGGCCAUGCAGGCGCCGCGGACCCGCUCACGCUCCCGGUCUGGAUAUUACCAGCAGUACGGUGUCGGGAAUAGCAACGCGACGCCGGGAUCCAACCAGCAGCCACAGCAGCAGCUCGGAGCUCACGGCACACCGGCGGACAGCCAGCCGCGGACGCCGGGAACCAACGUCUCUCCCGGCGUCCAGAGGCUCUCCGCGGUCCCCGGAGCGCAUCGCAUCCAGGCGGCAGGAGCCUCUGUUGGGUCGUACCACUGCCACCCAGACCGCGCAUAUGGAGAGGAGCGAGACAAGAGUGAGGAAAGUCCAAGUCCAAAGCGCCAGAGGAUGUCCAGCCAUUCUGUCCUGGAACAGCUCACUUCAUCCGCACCCCCUCCGUCCACGCCCUCUCCCCCCAUUCGCCCGUGGGAGUCGGGACCGCCAAGUCGGAGACAGCCUCACCACCACCCGCUCUACCAUCAGGAGAGGUGCCUCACUCCUGUGCGGCUCAGACGCAGCCCCCCAGCAAGGCGGCAGCGUGGCCGACUCUCCAGACCCUCCCGCCCCCCGCCUCCUCAUCACCAUUCUCCCAUCCAAGGCGCCACGCCUCGGCCGUCGCCAGCAGAGCUCCAGGACGAGAACUACAACCGCAACCCGCCGUCAUCCGCCCACCAGACGUACCCAACGCACACGCCUCCCGCCUACGCCCAGCCUCCCGCCCCCGGUGGUGGAGCGGCGGCGGCAGAGGAGCCUCGAGCUUUCCACCCCCCCACCGUUUCACCCCGACUUCUGCACCCAGCGGCUCACCACCACCCUCACCAUCUACAGCAACAGCCUCAUGGAGCGCAGCAGCAGCAGGGCGCCAUGGUCAUGGACCUUCAUGAACGGCUGCAGCAGGGCAACAUGCCGGUCUCCUACACGGUGACCCCGGUUCCUCCUCACGGCCUCACGGCACCUCUGUGCAGCAGCCAGCAUCUCCCUCCUUCCUGCUCCUCCCAACAGCAGGUCCCCCCCUGCAGUGUGGUGUUCAGCACAGGACAACACUAUCACCCGAUGUUACAGGCGUGCUCGAUGCAGCAUUUGCCCGUUCCCUAUGCGUUUCCCCAGCUGCUGUCCAGUGACCCUCAGUUCCUGAUCUCCUCGGCGCCUCAUCUCAGCCACCAUCCGCCUCACCUCCCAACGGCCGCACAGUUCCUGCCCUUCCAGCCACAACAGCCGCGUUCGCCCUUACAGCGGAUCGAAAACGAGGUGGAUAUAGUGGGAGAGCAGCUGUCCGUCACUGGGAACUUCAGCUAUGCCCACCACCACCACCACCAGCCUCCCUCCAGCCUGCCGCCGUCUGCGCAUCUGCAGUUCCUCUCGCACCACGACCCGCUGCCGCAGGAGCUGUUCACCAUGCCUUAUCCACACUUCAUGCCUCGUCGAUUCGCCAGCAGACGUUACCGCUACCAGCAAGCUGUGCCCCCGUCUCCCUACCACCCCAGCUUUCUGCCUUACUUCCUCUCCAUGCUUCCUGUUCCCCCGAAUGUGACUCCCACCAUCAGCCUGGAGCUGGACGUAGACGACGGGGAGGUGGAGAACUACGAGGCGCUGCUGAACCUCGCGGAACGUCUCGGGGAGGCGAAGCCUCGCGGUCUGACCAAGGCGGACAUCGAGCAGCUCCCGUCGUACCGCUUCAACCCCAACAACCGUCAGUCUGAGCAAACACUGUGUGUCGUGUGUAUGUGCGACUUUGAAUCCCGCCAGCUGCUCCGCGUGUUGCCCUGUAAUCACGAGUUCCAUGCCAAGUGUGUGGACAAGUGGCUGAAGGCGAACCGGACCUGUCCCAUCUGUCGAGCCGACGCCUCCGAGGUCCAGCGGGACUCCGAGUGACCGCCUCUCCGCCCCCCGUGGCUCUUCGUCUCACGCGGUUCCUCCGCGGACUCUUCCUCCCGUUUUUCCGCUGGACUUGGUCGGCGCUGAUGACGAUGAGAAGCCGUCUCUGGUCCUGGCGUGUUGGAGUGGUCCUGGCGGCCCCUCCCAGCACAUGUGACCUAAAGACUCUUGUUGUACUCAUUCCAAAGAUGGUAACUAAACACCCAUUCGGGGAAAUCCGUGUCGUUCCCACUGUUCCACUGUUCAGAGAGGAGUUGAAGAGGAAGACGUUGGUUCUUCAGCUUCAAAGCAACACUUUCCUCCGUGUGAGGAAGAGGAAGUGGACCUGUUGUUGUUGUUUUUUCCUGGAAAGCAGGCGUGUGUGAGUGUGUGCGUUUGUGGGAGUGUGACUGUUAACAUGUGAAAGAGUGCGUUUACUGUACAUCUACGAUUACAUUUUCUAUAUGGACAGCGUGGAACUUCUGUUCAAGUCGUUGAGAGAAGUUUAGGACCGGCAACACUUUUUGUUAGUUUAUCUGCAGGUUCUUUGGGUUUUUCACUCCGUCUGGCUCUAACGUUGGUACAUGGUUUGUGUUUUUAACGCGGCUGCGGGCUGCAGGGUCCCGUCUCCCGCUCAGAAAAUGUGCGUUUUUAUGGGUGGAAGGGGCUGGCAGGGGCAGGGAUGCAGUACAGAGUCCCACAAACAAAGCUCCGGGCCGGAAGCGCAUCAUCUCAGCAUCAGAUGCCUCUCCGCCUUUGGGCUGGACGUGUCCCCGACCGUCUGCAGGCCGCGCCCCACCACGAAGACCGCUCACCGCGUGGUGUUCAGAGUAACCGAACAGGUACCCGGUGUGCCGCCAGGCGGUCGUUUCCAUUCAGGAUCCCGGUCUGUCACUGCAACCCGGCCCAGUCUGCCCACGGCGCCGCUUCAGGGGCUAUCACCCGUCUGCGAUGCUCUUCAUCCUCACAGACGUCCAACAGUCCAGGACAUCGACGAGGACGCGGUGCACGUGCAAAUGAAUCAGGUCGGCGGCGCAGAACGGAGGCCCCAGUGGCAGCGGUCGACCUCCUGACCCUCCAUUCCUUCCAGUUCCUCCUGUUACUUCUCCCGGUUCCUCUUAGCAGCUCUGUGUUUCUCUCACCACUAAAAGGGAUCAACCUGUGAGGUCUCAGCUAGUAGAUUAGCCACUUCAGCACUUUAAAGCGUAGAUGGAAGACGUACCCUUGUCCACUCUGAACAAACAUUUCAAGGAUCUACGGAAACCUUUUUAGGUCAAGUUGUUCAUAUGUUCAUCUCACGCUUCUGUCUGCUUGUUGAUGAAGAUCAAUCUGUGAAAUGCUUGGAUUGUAGAGCCUCGUCAUAAAGCCACUUCAGACGCAUCACUUCCUCCUUAAUUUAAAAGCAUUAUGUGUGUGAAAUCCCGUAGGAAUCAUGGGAAUGGGGGGGAAACGGCGUUUCCUGUCCUCUAGAGGUCGCCGUCGAGGCAUUUACGUUGUGUUAUAGGAGAGUUUCUGUUAUUUCCUUGUUUGGUACACUAGAAAUCACCUCAAGCUCACUAUUUAUGUCUUUUCAGAAAAUGGCACAAGUAGUUUUCUUUCUGGCCUUUUGCUGGUCAUGCAGAGUCGGUUGAAUAUUAUUCCCACAAACUUUAUGAAACUGUUUCCUUACUACGGUGUCAUAGUAGUCUCAUUAUGUAUUAUAUCUGUAACCAAAAUCAUUUGAAGGCUUGCUAUGAUGAUGAUGACAUUUUUAACAAACAUUUGUACAUUUUGUAUGAGAGUUACUUCUAGUAAGACUUUAUUAAGUAGUGCAAUGAUUUUUUAAUCCCUUACUCCACCUUUUGGACUCAAAAGCUGGUUCAAUAAUAAAUGUAUAACACCCUC
This is a messenger RNA of Oryzias latipes (Japanese medaka), 4817 nucleotides long. It is a transcript of the gene rnf38, whose product is annotated as ring finger protein 38. Gene Ontology annotation, molecular function: ubiquitin protein ligase activity. The record is from RefSeq and is a predicted model, not a curated record. Lineage: Eukaryota; Metazoa; Chordata; Actinopteri; Beloniformes; Adrianichthyidae. Gene Ontology annotation, biological process: protein ubiquitination.